AUGGCUUCGCCGAUAUUCCUGCCCGAUGGGCCGCCGAUGCCCGGUCGUGACCCGAACUUCACCGAAGCCAUCAGCCAGAGAAUGCGAGUACCGGACCGCUUGAGAGUCGGCCCUGGGCCUUUGAGUAACGAAGAGCGAGAGAUGCCGGAGGAACCUCCGCCUGCGUACAGCAUGCAUAUUCCAGACAGGCUAGCUUUAACAGAUGCUCCAGACCUGAGUCCCCGGCCUCUUUUCUCAAAGUUCGGUCUUGCGGGCCCCGGACCCUCUACGUGGGACUCGCAGGCCCGGGCGUACGACAGAGACUCGUACGCAAGAGAACCAGGGCAGAAUGCCUUGCGUCGGUCGUUCAGUGACCAGUCUUUCGGCAGAACCCCACCGGGCACACCCACACACUCUAAAAAGGCACUUCAUUCUCCCUCCUCACUUAGCCGCAACGCAGGACGGUCUCUGACUCCUGACCCGCCCCAAGCCACACCCCUGGGACUCCCCGCCAUCCCGCCCACUCUCCUGUCCCCCCGCAGCGUGUUCCAGGCAGCCAAAGAGCUGGGCCUCCAGGCCUCUCAAAGGCUCCUGCAGACUGUCACUCAAAAAUACUCCUCCGCCUCCAGGUUUGGUCAAGCAGAGCGUUCCGCUACCAAAGCGACAGUGGAGGCCCAGGCCCAUGCCAGCGCUGACCAGAGCAGGAAAAGUGCUUUGCAGGAGUCCUGGUUGAGCCCAGAGGACGAUUCCGGGGCCGCCGUGGAACUCAUUGUUCUCCGCAGACAGUUGGUGAAGAUGAGUCGGCGUCUCGCUGGGCUCGAGAGACAGAACGCGGAACGCAGGCAGACCGAGGUCGUUCUCUUCUCUUUACUCAUCUCUGCCUGUCUACUCAACGGCUGGCUCUGGAUUCGCAGAUAACGCACACACACACACCACUCCACUCCACAUGGUCUUUACAGUCCAGUCUACAGCUCUACAUAGUAGCACUUUGAUUAGAGACAGAAAAAAACAUGCACUUAUUUCUUAUGAUCACAUAACCUCACAUAGUGUUUAGUCCUCAGGUCAGUUUUCAGUUCAGUUCAGUUCAGUUCUGGUGUGCACUUCUCUCC
Messenger RNA from Chanos chanos (milkfish), 1088 nucleotides. Its product is annotated as mitochondrial fission factor-like. The record is from RefSeq and is a predicted model, not a curated record. The coding region runs from base 1 to 897 and encodes 298 amino acids. Gene Ontology annotation, biological process: positive regulation of mitochondrial fission. The transcript has 7 exons. Gene Ontology annotation, cellular component: peroxisome; mitochondrial outer membrane. NCBI's taxonomy places the organism in Eukaryota, Metazoa, Chordata, Actinopteri, Gonorynchiformes, Chanidae.